This is a messenger RNA of Eutrema salsugineum, 1296 nucleotides long. Its product is annotated as lysine-rich arabinogalactan protein 19. Gene Ontology annotation, cellular component: transcription repressor complex. Bases 45 to 1061 code for a protein of 338 amino acids. The transcript has 7 exons. Lineage: Eukaryota; Viridiplantae; Streptophyta; Magnoliopsida; Brassicales; Brassicaceae. The record is from RefSeq and is a predicted model, not a curated record.
CCCUCAGAAAUUAAUCUGAACGUCAAAUUCCUUCCGCCGUCGGAAUGUCGACUCCGGAUCCCAACUCCUCCGCAACUAUGACGGUGAAUCCAUCUCUCACCACCACAUCGGAAACUCCGGCAACAUCAGCAGACAUUGUAAGAACACAGCCGUCUCAGCCACCUCCCGCUCCGUCGCCACCGCCACCGCCUUAUAGAGCCAUAGCUCCGCUUCACCAUCCUAAUCAGUUUCCACAAGCUCAAAACAACGUCUACGCACAGCCAAUCCCAAACCGACGCCCACAUACGCCUCACCAGCUUCAUCAUCAAGACCCGUCUACUGUUCUGUACCCGUUUGCUCCUCCGAGUCGAGGGUUUUCGACCCGACCCGUCAGGUUGAGUUCGCCGCUUUCUGCUGAUCCUUCCGUAGCGGCUGCUAAUCAGAUUGGAUACCCUCCUCGCCCUUACAAUCAUCGACAAUUUGGGCCUAAUCAAAUGGAAUCCAUGAUGCAGUUCAUGAGAGCUAGAAAUCCUCAGAUUCAUCAGCUUCCUCACCCCGUUUCGGGUUCUCCUGUCGGGUCGGGUCCCAUGAGAGGAAUUCCUCACUUUUUGCAACCGCGGGUUGCCCCUCCGCCAACAUCAAUUCUAGACACUAGCAGGAAUAAAAAUGCCAGUAGAAGGCGUGAUUCGGCGCUUGUCCUUGUUAGAGGGAGAAAGGUUAGAAUCACUGAUGGAGCUUCUCUUUAUUCACUUGGACGAUCGUGGUUGAGAAAUGGUGCUCAUGAAGGAAUCCAGUCGCAAAGGAGCGAUACAAUGAAACCUUUACCAAAGCCAUUACCUGUGGAUACUAUGGAAGCAAGUGUGCCAAAUGAUGCAGCUGAGGAACCAACUGAUGAAGACAAAGAGGACGAGGAAUCCGUGAAGCAAUUAUCAGAGAAGGAUCUUUUGAAAAGACACAUCGAACGAGCUAAGAAGGUCCGUGCACGAUUAAGAGAAGAACGGUUGAGGAAGAUUGCGAGGUACAAAGCAAGAUUGGCUCUUCUUCUACCACAAUCCGGAGAGCAAUGCAUGAAGAACGAUUGAAAGGGAUAAAGUUUUGUUAGGACUUAGCUUUUAUAUGACUGUUGUUAAGCUUAGCAUAAGACCACGUACCGUACGUGUAGCUGUGUUCUACUUCUUCUUUCUCUCCCGAUAGAUUAGUAGGACUAGAGUGUUCCAUUUGUUUUUAGAUUGGAUAUCUUUUUAUUUGCAUUUGCUAAUUGAUUUGUUCUCUUUUUUUGUGUGUGUGUGUAAAUCCCACGGAUCAAAUUUGAACGCU